Molecule: messenger RNA, 597 nt
Organism: Colletotrichum chrysophilum
Lineage: Eukaryota; Fungi; Ascomycota; Sordariomycetes; Glomerellales; Glomerellaceae
Exons: 1
Coding region: 1-597 (198 amino acids)
Molecular function (GO): acyltransferase activity, transferring groups other than amino-acyl groups
Source: RefSeq, a predicted model, not a curated record
AUGGACGAAGAAUUAGUGGGAAACUCCUUCCAGUCGGGGAGGCUCAUCUUCAGGGCUAUUGAAGAUGACGAGGACGACAAGAGGUGGUUUCACGAUCAGAUCAAAAACGACCCGGUCGGGUUCGCACUCGGAGACUCCAAUGUAUUACGGCCGCAGACAAGACGCCGCAGUGAUUCAUUGCUUCUAGAGAUUCAAGGUUUCCUCCUGGGCGUCAUCAUCUGUCUCCCCGCCGCAGACGGAGCAGCAAGUCCUCAACCAAUCGGCGUGGUUGCACUCAACGAUGAGGCGGGCGACAAUUACCGCCAUCACCAUCGCCUCGCAGUCCUCAGCAUUUCCAUCGCGAAACCGUAUCGGAAUCUGGGUUAUGGCGCUGAGGCAAUCAACUGGGCGGUCGACUGGGCCUUCCGAAAAGCCAACAUCCACUCCAUCAGUCUGGGCUGCGUCGAAUACAACGACCGCGGGAAGCAUCUGUACGAGAAGCUGGGCUUCGUUCUAGAGGGCCGUUACCGCAAGUCGCAUUUCCACGAGAGACAAUGGUGGGACGUGCUUCUGUACUCAAUGUUAGAGGACGAGUGGAAGGGAUUGAGGGGACAGUAG